AUGGCUGAUUUUGUUCAUUGCAAUGCUUGUUUCAAAAUCCCAAAGGCUGAAUUAAAAUUUUUUAUAACUUCCUGUUUUCAUUUGUCUUGCAACAAAUGCUUAGAUCUUUCUAGACAACCUUCAACAUGCUCUUUUUGUAAAAAAAAUGUUGGUUGGAGGGAGAUUAACCGAAACUUAGAUCAGAAUUUAAGAAAGCUCUUUAGGCCUCCUAGUCAGAUCACGACUGAGUUUCAAGGAAGGUUCACGAAAGCUGUAGCCUUCCAGAGAAUGUUAUUAAGAAGCUUGACAGAGAAUUUCAAAAUUGAAAAAGAGGAGUUCCACAAAAAGCUACUGCAAUUUGAUUCCAAGUCGGAAGAAGAUCAGAAAUUACUAGUUGCCACUAGAGAGAAACUGCAAAGAACUAAAAUGGAACUGAAAGACACUUUGGAAAAGAUGAUGUUGUAUCAAAAACAGUAUGAAGAAACAAAAGAAACGUUUGGUGGGUUCGAAAAACCUGAAGAAAAGACAGGGUUUGGCUCAGAGCUAGAGAAGCUUUUUGCUACAGCAUCAUCUGCUGACGUCUCUAGAGAAAGUUUCAACUUGAGCAACGCCUUUGAAAACCCACCUCCCACUACAACCACUGGAAUAUCUUUUAUGCUGCCUGAGAAUCAGGCGAACAGAAGUAUCAAUUCUGCUAAUUCAUUUGACAUGACAUCAGAUCAUUUCCACAGCCCUUCUGCUGUUAACUCCUCAGAGGUUCCUUCAACUCCCAGGUUAUUAGGGGUUGGUGGUAGCCCAGCCAAUAGAACCCUAGUGUCACCAAUUUCCAUUCCACGGAAAGGAGAUAACCCAUACAUGGAUAUGAUGUGCUAUUCUAAAAACAAACGUGUGGCCACCCUAACUGAGACGCUCUCUCCACUUUAUCGUGCAUCUCAGGGAAGUCGUCAUAUGACUCCACAAUUAAAAUCAUCAAGUUCGGGUUCGGUUACGAAAGGCAGGAUUAUACCAAAAGUUUUAGCUCCGCCAGUAACAACGGACUUUGAUUUCCCCUAA
This is a messenger RNA of Auanema sp. JU1783, 1032 nucleotides long. The record is from the annotation of a GenBank genome assembly. NCBI's taxonomy places the organism in Eukaryota, Metazoa, Nematoda, Chromadorea, Rhabditida, Rhabditidae.